This is a messenger RNA of Megalops cyprinoides (Indo-Pacific tarpon), 3322 nucleotides long. It is a transcript of the gene sfxn3, whose product is annotated as sideroflexin 3. Gene Ontology annotation, molecular function: monoatomic ion transmembrane transporter activity. The transcript has 10 exons. Gene Ontology annotation, cellular component: mitochondrial inner membrane. The record is from RefSeq and is a predicted model, not a curated record. Gene Ontology annotation, biological process: serine import into mitochondrion; monoatomic ion transport. Lineage: Eukaryota; Metazoa; Chordata; Actinopteri; Elopiformes; Megalopidae. Bases 1 to 969 code for a protein of 322 amino acids.
AUGUCUGGAGACCUGCCACUCAACAUCAACAUUAAGGAGCCGCGGUGGGACCAGGGCACCUUCAUGGGCCGGGCACAGCACUUCUUCAUGGUUACCGACCCGCGAAACAUCCUGCUGUCCAGCGAGACCCUGGAGGAUGCCCGUGUCACCGUGGAGAACUACAGGCUGGGGGUGGUAAAGCCAGGCCUGACAGAGGAUCAGCUAUGGAGGGCAAAGUACAUUUAUGAUUCUGCCUUCCACCCGGACACGGGAGAAAAGAUGUUCGUGAUUGGACGAAUGUCGGCGCAGGUGCCCAUGAACAUGACCAUCACGGGCUGCAUGCUCACCUUUUACAGGACGACCCCGGCUGUGGUGUUCUGGCAGUGGGUAAACCAGUCCUUCAACGCCAUCGUCAACUACACCAACCGCAGCGGAGAUGCCCCCAUCACCGUCAACCAGCUGGGCGCCGCGUACGUCAGCGCCACCACUGGAGCUGUGAUCACCGCACUGGGACUCAAGUCUCUCACCAAGCACCUGCCGGCCAUCAUCGGCCGCUUUGUCCCCUUCGCCGCUGUAGCCGCUGCCAACUGCAUAAACAUCCCUUUCAUGAGGCAGAGGGAGCUGAAGUACGGAAUCCCGGUGACUGACGAGGAGGGGAACCGGUUAGGGGAGUCCGCCAGCGCCGCCAAACAGGCCAUCGUCCAGGUGGUUGUGUCCCGGAUUGGCAUGGCUGUGCCUGCGAUGGCCAUCCCUCCUGUGAUCAUGAACACACUGGAGAAGAAAGCUUUCAUGAAGCGGUUCCCAGUGCUCAACGCCCCCGUACAGGUUGGACUGGUGGGACUGUGCCUGGUAUUCGCCACCCCGCUCUGCUGCGCCCUCUUCCCACAGAAAAGCUCCAUGAAGGUGAGCAGCCUGGAGCCGGAGCUACAGGAGCGGAUUCGCCAGAACAGCCCCCACACCACCACAGUCUACUUCAACAAAGGCCUGUAGGGGGUGCUGGUGCAACUGCAAUGGCAGCAAUUUAGUGGGCACAGCAAGAUAUAUAUUUAAAGCUUAUUUUUUUAACCAGUUAUUCACAGCUUUGGAAUUGAAUGUGUCCUCAGAAGAGGUGUUUGUGGGUUGACUUUUAGGCGUUAUGUAUGUAAAUAUGUCUAUAACUUGUAGGUCAUUUGGUUGUUUGGUUUUUAUGGGCAUGGUUAGAUUUUGAUAAAAUGUGUGGAGAAGUUAGUUUUGGACUGCUUUGAGUGUCAGGAGAAACAGACCAAGUGUAGACCUUCACUCCUAUAACAAAUAGUUCAGACCAGCUUUAAUCAUUUCCUUGUUUGUCACAUUAAUAAUAUUCUCCAUGUCAGUUAUUUAUUGUAUUUCUCCUAUGGUGUAAGCACAUAUCUUGUGAGCUGUUAGCACUAAAAAUGAGUGGUUGUCCUGUCUGCAAAAUGAUGUUAAAACUUUAUUCAGUAGAAACCAUAAAAGUUCUGGUUGCAGUGGUUAUGAGCCAUGAGGGUGUCCCAUCCCCUUUACAACGACCCCUCUUAGUAACCAGUGUCAGACGCAUUUAUUCUUAUUAUUGUUUCACCGUACAAUCUUGCUUGCAGAUAAUGCUGUAUACCAUGCCCGUUAAAGUGCCCUUCUUCCAAAUUUCCCCCACACAAUUUAACCAGAAAAACCUCAGUGUGAUUUUAAUUAAGACUAUGUAGAAGUACUGAUGUUGCAGAGAUGGCAGUACAUGAACAUGCAUCAUAAGCAGACCAGUAAUGAUGAUGCCUUUGGAUAGACACGGCCUGCCGAGGAAAGAGCUCCAUGCCUUAAAGAGAGCUGGAUCGUAAUUACAUGGAUUGAUACCACACCGCCGUCUAUCCCACUGCAUCUCUGCAGAGCGUACUGAAUGUGAUUGUUGGUGAAGGUCAUUGUUUGUCGUGUCUUUGAGGAAUGUAUUGUAGAUUUGAGACGUUGCAGCAAACGAGUUGCUAAUCCGUUACCCGAGCACCUGGCCCCACCGCCUUCCUGCAGUUGGUUCCCUGGUUAACAGCAAAAAAGGUUAAUUGCACAGACUGUGCUGUUCACUGUUAUUUCUUAACGGCAUUUAAAUUAUUUACUAUCAUUUAAUGUUGUAUCAUUACCUUUGGGAAAAAAAAAUGCAGAAAAGUCUAGUGUCUCUCUGCAUAAAAAUCGGGUCACUUUGAUUGUGAAGUUUAUUCGGAUUUGUGAUUACCGAGCUCAGCGGAAGAGACAACCCUUUUAUGUGCUCACCAUACAAUGAGUGCGGGACUCUCCAAGAAAUUUUAUUUCUUUGUUUUUAUUUCCUGCAAAAAGAGUCAGACUGGUUUCGAAGCCCAGAAGGACUUGACAGCAAGAGGCGAUUGGCUGGGCUCGUCUGGUAUGACAGGUGUUAAAUGUAACGUAGUAAACAUCGCUGCGGUUGUGUGAUCCUGGGUUUAUUGUAUCCUGAUAGCAGCACAUUCACAAAGGUAGGAUCUCAUUUCUGUGGAGGAACGGCAAGGGCCUGUAGCAGUUUUUCCUUUUUGACUUAUAGUGGUCUCAAAUGCAGAAAAAACUUGAUUCAUACAGGAACUUACAGUUUGAUUCGCACAGGACAAAUAAUACAAAAUAAUAAACAAAACUGACUUGAGGUGGGAGUUUUCUAUGUUUGAACCAUUAAGAUUAGCUUUGAGGUGUGGUUAAUUAGCCUGUUGGUGUGUCCAACAUGCUAAUUUUCCUCUGGAUGCAUAUGCAUAGUUUUAUUUAUUUAAAACAACAUUCACAUCUCUUCUGAAGGAAUUCAAGAGAACUGUUCACUUCAAUGCUGCCCUGUUGUUAAAUGUUUGUCAAAUGGGAAGUUGAUGUCUUGAAUGUAUAAAUAUGUAAGCAGGCAAAGAAAGCGUGGUUGUGUUUAUCUAUCCCAUUACUAUGUACCAAGGGUAGUGGUACAAAAAUGUGUAUUUUUGACCGCUGAAAGCGCAGUGCUCCUUAAAUCCACCAGGGGGCGCACAGGGCUUUCUACAAUGGCGGUUUCACCAGCUGCAUCGGUAUUGCACAAUUUACUGUUUCUGUCUUAACUGUUCUGAAUUGCAUACGUAGCAUGUAGCUGGCGCAUAUGUUUGCGUUUGUUAUCUUUUUGUAGUGUUACAGCACUUUAGCUGAAAAUGCAACAGUAGUCUAUAGAUCUCAGUGUAUCAAGUACAAGCUUUCAGUGUUACUUUUUCUCAAAGCAAAGGAACUGACAGAUAUCGCAAGCAGUACAUAAUUUCAGAGGAACUUCCCAGUUUCUUAAAAUCCUAUAUUUUUAAAGGAAUAUCUCAAACUAUCACUUUUGCAAUAUGCCACUGUAGACACACUACAAUUA